This is a messenger RNA of Eurytemora carolleeae, 814 nucleotides long. Its product is annotated as probable chitinase 10. The record is from RefSeq and is a predicted model, not a curated record. Gene Ontology annotation, molecular function: chitin binding. The coding region runs from base 86 to 775 and encodes 229 amino acids. Lineage: Eukaryota; Metazoa; Arthropoda; Copepoda; Calanoida; Temoridae. The transcript has 7 exons. Gene Ontology annotation, cellular component: extracellular region.
CUUCAGGUCUUCUGAUAAAGAAAUUAUUUAAGAUGAAGAAAGCUCAUAUUCAAAUCAGUUUUAUUAGACUAAUUAAUACAGCAACAUGAUGUCAUCAAUGAAGAGUUUAAGUCUUGUUCUUGUUUCUCUGGUUGGUUUCUCAAACUCAUUAUAUCCUUGCAGUCCAGACCUACCUGGAGGAGGAAAAUGUGAAGAAGGGAAGUUUAGUGUAUAUCCUGAUCCUGACUCAUGCUCAGACUUCUGGCAGUGUAUAAACGGCUGUGCACAGAAAGUUUCUUGCGAUGACGGAUUCCUAUUUGACGAGGAUCUCCAGAUGUGCGAGGAUGAGGAUAAGGUGGAUUGUGGAUGUGGACAUGAAAUCAGCUGGCAGGGGCAUCCAGACGGAUUAUAUGCGGAUCCGUAUAACUGCAGGCAGUAUUGGAAUGUGGAAGAUGGGGUUGGUAUUGAGCAGACGUGUGAUGAAGAUUAUGUGUUUGAUGAACAGAACAAAUGGUGUGAUUUCCCAGACAGAGUUGACUGCAAGGAUAGACUUAUCUGUGAUGAUUGCGAUAAACAUUGCCAUGCUUCUGUUCCUUCAACCAGUACUACUGAAGACCCAGACAUUUUCUGCACUCCGUUCUGCAAAGGAGAUGGCGAUUUUGCAAUGGGAUGCUGUCUAGAUAGGUUUUGCAAAUGCUGGCAAGGAGUGGGAAAAGUGAUUCUUUGCCAGCCUACUCUGCAGUUUGAUGAAGAUGUGGACCAAUGUGUUUGGCCAUAUGAUUGUACUUGUCAUUGAGAUUCAGCCCCAUAAUAAAUUUUAAAUGGUUGCUGCGUA